This is a messenger RNA of Strongyloides ratti, 528 nucleotides long. RefSeq names its product Ribonuclease P protein subunit p29. Gene Ontology annotation, biological process: tRNA 5'-leader removal; rRNA processing. Gene Ontology annotation, molecular function: ribonuclease P RNA binding. NCBI's taxonomy places the organism in Eukaryota, Metazoa, Nematoda, Chromadorea, Rhabditida, Strongyloididae. The transcript has a single exon. Gene Ontology annotation, cellular component: ribonuclease MRP complex; ribonuclease P complex. The coding region runs from base 1 to 528 and encodes 175 amino acids. The record is from RefSeq and is a predicted model, not a curated record.
AUGGAUACAUCUGUAGUUUCAAAACAAGAAUCUAUUUCUAUAGGAGAACAUUUUUUUGUAACAGAAAGACAUCUUGAUCAGGGAAAAAAAAAUUUAAAACUAAAAACAGAAAAUUUUUUUCGACGUGGUGGAAAACUUUCAAAGGAUGAUGGUAUCACAUAUUCUGUAUUUUUACCAAUUUACAAAAUGUGGUUAGAAUAUUUUAAUAAUGUUAUGCGUAGUGGUAAUUGUAAGAUGGAUGAACGGUUACUUAAAAUAGAUUAUCAUGGAUGUUUAUUGUUGGUUACUCAUGCUAAUAAUAAAUGUAAUGUUGGUGUAAAUGGGUUUGUUGUUCAUGAAUCAAGGCAAACAUUUCAAUUAGUAACAAAAGAAAAUAAAAUUAAGACAAUACCCAAAAAGGAUACUAUUUUUCAAUUUGUUGUAAAUAAUAAAAUAUACAUUUUAUUUGGUAAUGGAAUUCAACUAAAAAGUUUUAUUAGAGGUAGAAAACCUAAAUCAAUUGGUCAAAUACCUUUUUUAAUAUGUUAA